CCCAACGGAUUCUUCCGUCAACGACAAGACACGCAGCCCGCCCACUGAUCUAACGACCCUUCCCGGAAUCCUCGGGCGAGUACGGCCACCAUACCUUUACUCGCCUCCACCGCCGUCGAUCCUGCCGCCAUCCGACCUCUCUUCCUCGUCGUCUUCUUCCUCUUGAGAACUUUCAACUCGCUCCCUCUGUCCUGUUCGUGUUUGCUGUGCUGUCUGCUCUUUCUCCUCUCCUUCCCUUCAAUUCAAACUUCAGCCGCCUCCGCGACUGACUUCCAAGAAAUGGAAGAAAUCCCUACUCCCCGGCUGCUCUGACGAAAGCCCCGCCUCCCACCAUGUCCGCCCUCAGCCUCUCCCUCCGUCUCCUCGUCCUGGGCUUCGCUCUGUCCCUCCUCAGCCCCCGGUCCUCCGCCCAGAACGACACCGCAUGCCCCCUCAACUUCACCAUCCUCAGCGACCUGAUGUCCGGCUCCUCGUCCCGCCCCGGCCUCGACUCCCCCACGGCCUGCCGCUACAUCCUCCAGGGCCUCCGCCUCGUCGAGUCUGCCCACCUCCGCCUCACCUCCUCCUUCCUCCCACCGCCUUCUGCUGCUGAGUCCUGCUGGUCGUCCUACCAGUCCCUUAUCGACACCCUCAUCCCGAACUUCGACAUCCGGUCGUCCUGCGGCUUCGAGACCUCGUGGAUCGCCGAUGGGUGCAUGAACAUCUCGACCCGUGCCCAGUUCGAAGCCUUAAUCUCCAAUUCGACACUCGACAACGUGGUCUCGAGCUGCAACCAGUCCCUGGAGAACAACUCCCCCUGUGCUUCUUGUACGACGAGCUUGUCCCUCCUCCAGGCUAAUUACCUGACGGGCCCUUCUGUGGGGAACGUGUCCGAUUGCACCGCGUAUGGCUCGAUUUAUGCCGCCGCGUUCGCCAACUACCUGGGCCCAGCUGACAAGGGCACUGCCAAAUGCCUGUUCUUGCUUGAUUUUACCAGCCCUGCCUCGAGCAGCCGGAAGAGGAAAAUUGUGAUCUUGGCGGUUCUCAUCAGUUGUGGAGUCGGGUUGUUGCUGGUUAUUCUUGGUGGUUUCUUGAUAUUGAGGAGGAGGAACGGUGGCUUGAGGAAGCGGACGAGGAGGGGGUUCGGGCGGGAGAGUGAAAUGGGCCUCGGACCGGAGCUUGACUCCAUCAAGGACAGCACCACAUUGGUCCCAUACACAUUUGAGGACAUCAAGAAGGCGACUCGGAACUUCUCCAGGGACAAUAUUAUUGGGAGGGGCGGGUACGGGAAUGUCUACAGAGGUUUCCUAGAUGGGACUGAAGUUGCCCUUAAGAGGUUUAAGAACUGUUCCGCUGCAGGGGAUGUGAAUUUCGCACACGAGGUCCAAGUUAUUGCUAGUGUUAGGCAUGUGAAUCUCGUAGCCCUCAGAGGAUACUGUAUCGCCACGACACAGUUCGAGGGUCACCAGAGGAUCAUUGUCUGCGAUUUGAUGCGGAAUGGGAGUCUGUAUGAUCACCUGUUCGGACCAUCAGACAGGAAGCUCAGCUGGCCCCUUAGGCAGAAGAUUGCACUUGGGACAGCAAGGGGGCUAGCCUACUUGCAUCACGGGGCCCAGCAUAUGAUCAUCCACCGGGACAUCAAGGCGAGCAACAUUCUGUUGGACGAGAGAUUCGAGGCCAAAGUGGCUGAUUUUGGGCUUGCCAAAUUCACCCCCGAGGGCAUGACACAUUUGAGCACUCGGGUUGCAGGCACAAUGGGAUAUGUUGCGCCUGAAUAUGCCCUAUACGGGCAAUUGACGGAGAGGAGUGACGUGUACAGCUUUGGAGUUGUGCUGCUUGAGCUUCUGAGUGGGAAGAAGGCCCUCCUCGUAAGCAGCGAGGAGAAUCAGCAUUCCCUUGUAACUGAUUGGGCUUGGUCGUUAGUUAGGGAAGGGAGGGCUCUAGAUGUUAUUGAGGAUGGAAUACCCGAGUUGGGGCCGCCAGAGGUAUUGGAGAAGUAUGUUCUGGUAGCAGUUUUAUGCUCGCACCCUCAGUUGUACGCGAGGCCAACAAUGGACCAGGUUGUUAAGAUGUUGGAGACGGAUCUGACUGUCCCCUCAAUUCCCGAGCGUCCUAUCCCCCUCGUGGCUAAUAUUGAUGAUAUCGAGAGGUCAGUCAGUAGUACUGAGUCUGGGCAGUUAUCUACACCUCGAGGGUUCCAGUCCUACACGGUGGAAGGGAAGAGACAAUUGGAUGGCAGAGAGAAAAUCAAAGACUCAAGUACGAGUCGAUCUAGUCAAGAGUUUCUAUGAUCACUGUGAGGUUUAUCCUAAGCUGCAGCUCAGUUCAUACAUUGAUCACCUUUCCUACUGUAAAGUAUACACGGUAUAUUUAUCCAAAAAAAAGAGUAUACACGGUAUAGGAUAGUUCUUUUUUUUUAUGGUUUAAUUAUUUGUUUUGUUGACAAAUAGAUAGAUUUGUGCAGAAAACGAUUAUCAAUUUUCGAUAGGUGGAGCGAGAGAGUGAUCGAUUGAAUUGAUUUGCAGAAGAUAUUGCGUCAUUGUACAUUAUCUUCAUGUUUUGGAAUGGAACCAAAGCGUCUGAGAGAAAUCACCUUUUGAGUUCAAUA
This is a messenger RNA of Punica granatum (pomegranate), 2587 nucleotides long. The record is from RefSeq and is a predicted model, not a curated record. Lineage: Eukaryota; Viridiplantae; Streptophyta; Magnoliopsida; Myrtales; Lythraceae.